CGCGCCGCCUCCGACCUGGAGCCGGUGCCGUCCCACAGGUGUCCUCACGUCUGGCCGUCCAUCUGUCCGUCCCUCCUGGGGCCGGCGCUGACCAUGCCCAGCGGCUGUCGCUGCUUACAUCUCGUGUGCCUGUUGUGCAUCCUGUGGGCACCCGGUCUGCCUGCCCGAGCCGAUGACUGCAGCUCCCACUGUGACCUGGCCCACGGUUGCUGUGCCCCUGACGGCUCCUGCAGGUGUGACCCAGGCUGGGAGGGGCCGCACUGUGAGCACUGUGUGAGGAUGCCCGGUUGCCAGCAUGGGACCUGCCACCAGCCCUGGCAGUGCAUCUGCCUCAGUGGCUGGGCGGGCAAGUUCUGCGACAAAGAUGAGAGCAUCUGCACCAUGCAGUCCCCCUGCCGGAACGGAGGCCAAUGCGUGUAUGAUGGGGGUGGUGAGUACCACUGUGCAUGCCCAACAGGCUUCUAUGGGCAUGACUGCGAGCGCAAGUCUGGACCCUGUGAGCAGGCAGGCUCCCCAUGCCGGAAUGGCGGGCAGUGCCAGGACGACCAGGGCUUUGCCCUCAACUUCACAUGCCGCUGCUUGGCAGGCUUUGUAGGAGCCCACUGUGAGGUGAAUGUAGACGACUGCUUAAUGCGGCCUUGUGCUAAUGGUGCCACCUGCCUCGACGGCAUAAACCGCUUCUCCUGCCUCUGCCCUGAGGGCUUUGCUGGACGCUUCUGCACCAUAAACCUGGAUGACUGUGCCAGCCGCCCGUGCCAGAGAGGGGCCCGCUGUCGGGACCGUGUCCAUGACUUCGACUGUCUCUGCCCCAGUGGCUACAGUGGCAAGACUUGUGAGCUUGUCUUACCUGUCCCAAACCCUGCCACUACACUGGACACCCCCCCAGGGCCCACCCUGGCUGUGGUGGUACCUGCCACAGGGCCAGCCCCCUACAGUGCAGGGGCUGGUCUGCUGCGGAUCUCAGUGAAGGAGGUGGUGCGGAGGCAAGAGGCCGGGCUGGGCGAGUCUAGCCUGGUGGUCUUGGUAGUGUUUGGGGCCCUCACUGCCACCCUGGUCCUGGCCACCAUGUUGCUGACCCUGAGGGCCUGGCGCCGGGGUGUCUGCCCCCCUGGACCCUGUUGCUACCCUGCUCCACACUAUGCCCCGGCGCACCAGGACCAGGAGUGUCAGGUUAGCAUGCUGCCAGCAGGGCUCUCCCUGCCAUCUGAGCUGCCCCAUGAGCCUGGGAAGACCACAGCACUGUGACGGAGGUGGGGGCUUUGCAGCCCCCUUUCUCACUUCCUCCAUCCCUCAGACUGGAGGGGUCCUCUCGCCACCCCUCAGCUCCGGUACAUGCUGAGAGGACCUCUGCCUCACAUCAGAAAUAUUAUUUUUUUAACACACAGAAUGUAAGAUGGGAUUUUAUCAAAUAAAACUAUGGUAAUGCAAGUGGGCUCCUAUGCCAGA
Molecule: messenger RNA, 1446 nt
Organism: Cynocephalus volans (Philippine flying lemur)
Lineage: Eukaryota; Metazoa; Chordata; Mammalia; Dermoptera; Cynocephalidae
Gene: DLK2
Product: delta like non-canonical Notch ligand 2
Exons: 6
Coding region: 94-1245 (383 amino acids)
Molecular function (GO): calcium ion binding; Notch binding
Source: RefSeq, a predicted model, not a curated record